Blepharisma stoltei is the source of this 2312-nucleotide messenger RNA. Lineage: Eukaryota; Ciliophora; Heterotrichea; Heterotrichida; Blepharismidae. The record is from the annotation of a GenBank genome assembly.
AUGGAAAAUCAUGAGCAGGAAAUUCAAUAUUGAAAAGAUCGCUAUUUUAGCAUUUUAAAUCAAAACCAAGAACUCAGAGACCAGAACAAAGAACUAUUUGAAAAUUUGGCUAAGGCUAAUCAACUGAUUAAUGAUUAUCGAUUCAAAAUAGAUGAAUACGAGCAAGAAUUAUCAAUAAAAGAAAAUGUUCGAUCUCCAUCUACUAUGACUCCUUCAGAUGGCAUUGAAGACCUCGCAAAAACACUCUGUGCUUCAAAUAACUCAAUCCAAGUCUCCAUAAACAGAGCCCUAACUUUCAGGCGUCAAGUUGCUAACCCCCCCCCCCUCCGUGAGCGAACAAAACCAUUAGAAAAAUCGCCAUUUUUUUGACCAAAAACCCACCCUCCGUGAGUGAACAAAAAUUUUUUUAAUAGAAAAAAAUUUUAAUGGAAAAAAUUUUGAUAUAUAAGUGAUAAUUUAUUAUAAUGAAAUCUAGAGCUAAUUCUGUUUAAUUUUAAACAAAUUGCGUUUUAAAACAUAAAUUUUGCAAAUUAAAUUAAUAUUUGCUUCCCAAUUUUUGCAAAUUAGGAUUUUUUUAAAUUUCGAAAAAAAUAUUUUUUAUAAAAUUUAUAUAUAAAUUUUUUUUAAAAAAAAAAAAUUAACCCCCCUCCGUGAGCGAACAAAAUUUUUUUGUUCGCUCACGGAGGGGGGGGGGAGUAAGGAAUAUGGUCCUGGUAGCCGAUCAAAAUCACUGCCUUCUAAUUUCCAAGAAGAAAUCCACUCUCCUGCUGGGCCAGCCAAGAUGUAUGAAGAGUUUUAUAUUUUAGGUGUCAAGCCAGAAAAAGCCAGCUACGUCGGUAAUCUUGAUCCUGAAAUUCUUUUCCAGUUCCCCCAGCGAAACAUCUUGCCUUCAAGUCCCCAAACCAGAGUGAUUGGCAACUUUUGCUUUCCAAAUGGAAGUAAAGCAAAGUUCAUCAAGUUCAACGAAUCUGUAAGCAGGAUAAAUGAAGUCAUUUAUACGCAGUACGACAGAAAUAACCAUUUGAGCUUUGUAUUUACCUUGAAAUCUGAAGGGAAUGAGAAAAAGUUCGAUUUUAAUGAGAUGGCGAACAGUGAUAAGGAGGUUUUGUAUUGCUGCUGUGUAGUUGUUGAUGAUUUGUUAUCUGAUGACGAAGUGGAGGAUGAGCAGAUUUUAGCUCCCAAAUGCUAUUGCAUUGUUUCUUAUUGUCCUUGCUUUGAGCUCCACUUUGGAGUGCUCUAUAGCUUGCUGUCAAUUAAAAAGAUUCAGAGACAGAGCGAUAUUUCUCUAGCUGAACUCACACAUAUAAGCAGCCAGUCUAUAGAGGAAAUUCUGCAAAAUGAACAGAUUAUGAAUGAUGAGCAGCUUGGGCUACUUGAAGAGUACUACUCUGCAUAUACUUUCAACCCAGGGGAGCAGAUUUUCAUCAAUUUACAGUCAGUUGAUGGAAUUGAGUAUGAUAUCCCUCAAGAUUUAUCUAGGCUUGAUGCUCUAUGAUUUUGCCCCUUGCUAUUUUCGCUACUGGAGUUCAAUGACUUUUUCUUCCUUCUAUGUGCAAUUAUGCUGGAAAAGUCUGUUAUUUUUGUGAGCUCAAACUAUGAUAUUGCAAGCAGCUGUGUCUUAGGGUUUCAUGCAAUGCUUAGACCAUUUUCUUGGCCUCACUUGAUUACACCAAUUUUGCCAGAUUCACUAAUCUCAUUAUAUUAUAAUAAGGAAUGAGUUUGCUUUAAGUGGGAUAUAGAUUUUUUCAAAAAUGAUAAAAUAAAAGAAAAAAGUUGUAUAGAUAAUUUCUAAAAAGUUUUAUAGAAUUUGCACGAUAUAAAAUAAGAGAGUAAGAGAUGUAUUGGAAGCUCCAGUACCAUUUCUUAUAGGACUUCCAUCUCCUCCUCCAGCAACUCAUAAGAAAUAUUCUCAUAUUAUUUGGGUCAUGCUUGACGAGCCCAAAAUAUCUAAAAGAGUACUAAAAUCCAGCUCGGUCGCAAAAUCAGUCAAAGAGCCUUAUGCAAAUGACAUUAAAAAGUACCUUUUUGUCAUCUAUAAAACCUUCCAAGGGCAUCCUUGCUUUUCUCCAUCAGCAGAGCAGCAAGAAUGUGCACUGAGGAUUAUCCAAGAAAUUAAACGAUUUUGGAGAAAUAUUAUUGACAUGCUGCCACCUAAACCACCAAGAAUUGCUGAAGGCACAUUUUUAGAUAUUGAAGAUAUAGGAAAUAUUAUGCUGAAAAAAGCUAACAAGCCUGAUUUGGAAUUUUUAGAAAAUUUGAUUAUGUCCCAGUUAUUUAUAAAUACUGUGGAAGAGUGCUAUGGACUGAGGUAG